GUGAAUAAUGUCGGUUUCGUGAGCGGUGAAAUUGCAGCCCGUCCUCCCGGAUCCUGCUGUGACCUCCCGACAGUCUGUGCAAGAUGGCCGCCUGAGUGCAGAAUUUACACCUCCCAAUAAAACUAAUCCAACAGCUAGCUCCUCGCUCAACUUUAACCGCCCUCAACCGACAAUGAGACGACGAUACUGGCGACGUUUGCUCCUUCUUUAAACCGGAAUAUGAGCCUAACCGCCGGGGCCGCCGCCGCAGAGAUGGAAUAAACCAGCGCCGGAAUAGGAGGGGUUACGGGCCCUUUGUGUUAGCCCAGCAUGGACAGCUUCUUUAAGGCAGCUGUUUGUGAUCUGGACAAACUGCUUGAUGAUUUCGAGCUCAAUACCGAGGAACUCGACUGCAAAUCUGUUUUCCUGAAGCCGUCUGUGUACCCUUUUUCUUCACUGGGUUUGUCCUCCGAGGCGUCCCCCGUCCCUCCAAACCUCCCCGACCUCAACUCUCUGCAUUAUGGCUCUGCCACCAACUGUCCUGACCGCUCCGGCAGUCAGAGCCGCAGCCCCGAUGACAGAGAGGUCAAAGGUCAGCCUCUCACCGCCGUGGACCUGCUCUCCUCCGUGGACCGCCGGCCCGCUCAAAGCUCCGCCCCUCCCUGCCCCGACAGAGCUUUGAAGCCGGUGUGCGAUCUCGUCAACGACACGAGCUCGGCCAUCCUGGUCAGGGCCAACAGCCACGAUGCUUUCAGCGAGCUGGACGCGGUGGAGAAGCAAAUGGAGGAGGAGGAGGAGGCGCUGCUUGUGGACUUUGACAGCCCUGUCGUCACCGUCGGGGAGCAAGGACGGCCGAGCCAAAGCGGCACCGACGAGCAGGCGGCUGCGGGGAAAGACGAGCUGCUGGGUUCAGAUUGUAACGCGCAGAGCGGCGGAUACUCGGCCUCGCUCAGCCUGCUGGACGUCAUUCUUCCUGCUGCAGUGGAGAGGAGCUGCGAGUCCGCAGAUGAUUCGUUGUCGUCAAGGACCAACGAGUCCGCUGACAAGGAGGAGACGGGCUGUGAGGAGGCGGUAAACCAAGAGGUGGAGAACUCUUUAGACCACUGUGAACCAGAGGUCGCUCUGCCUGUUGACGUGGAUAAAGAGGACGAGCCACAAGAAGCCUCGGAUAAAAGCGAGGCCGAGUCUCCGGUCGGUCUUAAGUCGGAGGCGUCAGACAGCGAGCCGGUGGGUUUGUCCUGCCUGCCCAUAGCUGUGUCCAUGUGUGGCGCUCUGGUGAACUCAAAGACAGCAGACGAGGAUUCGGGGCAAGCUUCAGAGCAGUCCGACGAGGCGGACGUCUCUGAGAGCACGGAGGCAGACUCCCUGUCAGCACUAGAAGCCAGAGAGGACCGUUCAGAGGAACCUGUGGACUCGUCAGCGUCCGAGCAGGCUGCAGAGGGCAGGGCGUCGCCAGAGGGCCAGCAUCUCGCCCUCGAACCUGCUGCCGUCGUCCCUCCUGCAGACCUCGCCCCCUGCGAACCCUCAGAACCCAGCCCGGUUGAUCCUCCAGAGUUUGGCUUCGAGUACCUGCCUGAGAGCGACCAGGCUGAGCUGCUGGUCACAGACGAGGAGUUGGACGCGUUCCUGCAGGCGCACGCAGAAGCAGAGCAAGGUGGCGGCGUCUCGUACUGCAGCAGCGCUAAACCCGAGAGUCUCUCGGAGGAGGGCAGGCUGGCGGAGGGGGAGCUGAGGAGCUGUGGCAGACAGGAGGAUCUGGAGGGUCUGGCUUCUCCGGAGAGUGACAGGACAAUGUGUGUGUCCGUAGAGGGAAGUUUUAACCCCGGUGCUCCCUCACAAGACUCUCCUAACCGAGAGGAGCCCGAGCUCUCCUCUGGGGGAAACCACUCUGAAACCAGCAACACGUUCCAGUCCCAGCACAGCAGUAGCCCCGAUCAGCAGCCCUCCUAUGGAGGAGCGAGACCUAAACAGCUACACUGCCAAACUGCGAGAUCUCCACCAGCAGGGGAGGAAGGAGAGGAGCAGGCUCAGACUCUCAGCGCUGCAGAGGAGGAGGAGAGUUCACCCUCGAGUCUUACAGAGGAGCAUUCCAACAUCAGGGAUCUGAGCCCGAUGUACGCUACUCAGGAGCCUCAGGAGCACAGCGUGGGGUUCGAUGAACUGUCAGAGCCCCCGCCGUACCCCGGGGAGUCGCCCACAGAUGGCGCCAGGCCGGCGAACUGGAAGAAAGAGGGAGCGGAGGAGCUGGGGAGCAAACAGCCUGCCUGGGUGCCGGACUCUGAAGCUCCCAACUGCAUGAACUGCUACCAGAGGUUCACUUUCACCAAGAGGCGGCACCACUGUCGAGCCUGCGGGAAGGUUUACUGCGCGGUGUGCUGCAACAGGAAGUGUAAGCUGAAGUACCUGGAGAAGGAGGCUCGUGUGUGUGUCGUCUGCUUUGAUACCAUCCACAGAGCCCAGGCCCUGGAGCGGAUGAUGAGUCCUUCGGGUCCCAGUCCAAACCCCAACGUCCCAUCUGAGUACUGCAGCACCAUCCCCCCUCUGCAGCAGGCUCGAGCCGCCGGCACUCUCAACUCUCCUCCGCCGACCGUCAUGGUGCCUGUGUCCGUUCUCAAACACCCAAACAACGACAGUUGUCCUCGUGAACAGAAGCGCGUGUGGUUCGCUGAUGGCAUCCUGCCCAACGGAGAGGUGGCAGACACGACCAAGCUGUCUGUGACGAGCCGCCGGAGCUCCCAGGAGUUCAACGCCGUCUCUCCAGACCAGACGCCUGGCUCGGCAGGGUCAGAGGUCGGAGUCGGUGGCUCCUCUGCUCCCGAAGCCUCUGGGGCUGUGGAGGUGGUUCGACCUCCGCUGUCCGGACCCUGGGACUACGCCCUGCUCUCUGGGAUCGGAACUUCGGUGAGGAGGGUUCCCAGUCUGCUGCCGGACAACGAGGACGAGCUUCCCCCUCUGCUCAUCACCACUGGAGAGGACGAAGCAGGAGAUGUUUUGGUCGAGGAAAGUCCGGCUCCGUGUCAGAUUCGGCACUUACUAGAGGAGGGAGGACCCCGACCGCUGACGUUUGUCCUGAACGCCAACCUGCUGAUCAAUGUCAAACUGGUCACAUACUCCGGCCGGCAGUGCUGGUGUUUCGGCUCUAACGGGCUGCAGGCUCUGGGACAGAGAGAGCUGGUGUUUCUGUUGGAGUGUUUGCCGGAAGAAAAAACUCUUCCUAAAGACCUCUUCACGCUUUAUCUCAACAUUUACCAGGAAGCCCAGAGAGGGAAGUUCUUGGAGGAGCUGGAUAACGUGACGUUCACGAGCAGUUUUCUGGGCAGUAAGGACCACGCCGGGAUGCUCUUCUUCUCUCCCACCUGUCAGCCUCUAGACGGCCUCACUCUGCCUCCGCAGCCCUUCCUGUUCGGGCUGCUCGUCCAGAAGCUGGAGGUGCCGUGGGCCAAAGUCUUCCCGCUCAGGCUGCUGCUGCGGCUCGGAUCUGAGUACAGCGUGUAUCCCACGACAUUGAUAAGUGUCCGUUUUCGGGACUCUGUGUAUCGAGAGACGGGACACACCAUUAUGAAUUUACUGGCUGACCUGAGGAACUACCAGUACAGUCUGUCAGUGGUGGAGGGCCUGAGGAUCCACAUGGAGAUGGGCCACAGCUACAUCGACAUCCCCAAAAGCAGCUUCAAUGAGAUGCAGAAGGUUGUGAAUGCAUCCAACGAGCACGUCAUCAGUAUCGGAGCGAGGUUCAGCUCGGAGGCCGACUCUCACCUGGUGUGUUUCCAGAACGAGGAGGGAAACUAUCAGACGCAGGCCAACAGCAAGCCUGGGAAGACACGCACAGUGACUGGCGCCAGUUUCGUGGUGUUCAAUGGAGCCCUGAAAGCUUCCUCAGGCUUCAUUGCAAAGUCCAGCAUUGUUGAAGAUGGUUUGAUGGUGCAAAUCCCUCCGGAGACGAUGGAGUCUCUGCGCGCCGCCCUGAGGGAGCAGACGGACUUCCACAUACCGUGCGGCAGGAACGAUGGAGGGGAGCUCCGAGAAAACGUCACUGUCCGCUGGGUCGACUGGAGUUCACCUGUCAACACGGGCAAAGCGAGCGGCGUUGACGGGAGGCCUCUGGAUGGCGUCGCCAGCGUGAGGAUGCAGCAGGACACGGAGUUUGAGUCGGACGGUCGCAGCAUCAGAUGCACCGAGGUGUUUUACCAGCUCAAGACUCCAGACUGCAGCCUGGCGUCGGUGCUGUCGUCCUGCAGCGUGUUUCAGAAGGAGAUGGCUCUGGCCGCCUGCAGCGCUCUGGCUCCUCACCUCGCCGUCCUCACCUCCAGCGGCAUCAACUCGCUCUCUCUCCGCAUCUCCACACAGGCGGAUAUGGUGGAGUACCAGGCCGGCUGCGGGGGCAGGCUCCUCCCUCAGCGCUACAUGAACGAGCUGGACGGCGCCCUGAUCCCCGUCAUCCACGGAGGUAGCGCCAGUGUACCACAGACUGCCAUGGACAUGGAGUUCAUCUUCUACAUCACACACACCAUCUAACACACGCACACACACGCAGGCACACUCGAGAAGUAUUAAACCGAAGGUGGUUGAGCACAGAGAGCGACGCUGUUGAUUUUGGCGGGACGUUAAAACAACAGCUUUUUUUUUUUUUUUGCACAGCUGGACAGUCGCAGAAGACACGCCGGCACAACAUUCCCACUCCGAGGUCGGGGGAUUUAUUUCGGAGGGAUGUAAACUGAUUUUUUUUGUUAAGGAGGCGUCGUGCGUUUGUGUUUUUUUUCGUGCUCACCAAAGCUGCUUUAAAUACAAGAAGCCAAACACUAAAAAAACAACAACAAUAUGACCAAAAUACAACCAAAACCAUUUUCUUCUUCUUCUUCUGCUCUGCCUUCCAGGCUCCCCGCUGGCCUCCGUCAGCUCGGAGCACCUCAGUGAAUGUUUCCCACAGACACUCCGCCGAAAUGUCUCUCAUCUGGAUGUAUUUAUUAUAUUUUAAUACGGGCUUUUUGAAUGAAAUGAUAUUAAAGUAAGGGACAUUACUGGCUGCAGUAUUCAGUACUUCAGAGGGUGAGACGUGUCAUCAGGUGCUGGCCCCGUUCCUAAAAACACGCAUCUCCUCUCAAGGUAUAAUUCUUAACAAACGCUUGGUUAUGAAGAUGCUGCACAGAAACACGCUCGGCCUCAUAAAAGUCCGAAAUCGUUAAAACUUGAGCGCUUCUGGCAGGAGGCUCGCUGUGUGUCAGAAACAGGUUUCAGAUGAGGCUCAAAUGUGUCCGAAAGGUUGUUUUUGUCACUUUUUACGAGUGAUAAUCAGCCGUCUCGAGCUUCCUCUUCAUUCACACAUUAUUUUGCUGAACAUGAAUGUGACCGGUGCGUCCUCCUCCUGGAUGAAACUCCUUUCAUUUUUUUUCUGCCGGUUUUUACUCAUUUCUGUCACCAUCGGCCUCUGCUGUAUUUUCACCGUCUUUUUGCUCUUUGAUCGAGCAGCUGUUUUCUUUCACCGCCGAUCAGUAUUUCUCAGCUCAGACUCCAAAUAAUUUUUGUUUACCAUAAGCCUGUGAAACUUGAGCAAAUUGGUUUGUUUUGGGGGGAAAAUAAAACAAACAAA
Molecule: messenger RNA, 5566 nt
Organism: Plectropomus leopardus (leopard coralgrouper)
Lineage: Eukaryota; Metazoa; Chordata; Actinopteri; Perciformes; Serranidae
Gene: zfyve16
Product: zinc finger, FYVE domain containing 16
Biological process (GO): endosomal transport
Cellular component (GO): early endosome membrane
Molecular function (GO): metal ion binding
Source: RefSeq, a predicted model, not a curated record